GCAACGAUGGCGCGCCACUCCUACAGCGUGGUCUUCUCGGGCGACUGGCAGUAUAACUUAAAUGCCGGGAUCAUGCUGUUUCGCAACGAUGCGUUCGCGCUGAAGCUGCUCGACGACGUAGUAGCGCGCGGUGCGCGGCCCCGGCGCGACGGCGAGGGCGGCUUCGUCAAGGGUGAGCAGACGGCCUUGCUCAAAUACAUGUGCGACGAGCCAGACGUCGACACGUGUACGAGACGUACGAACGCUAUGCUCCCGACGGCGACGCGCUUCGCGCCCGAGACGGCUCGGAUCGCCCAACGGCCCUGGAACGCGUACAUGUUCUCUUAUCAGUACGGCGACGCGAUCAUUCACUUCGCGGGGCUCUCGUUCCUGGGCUCGUACCGAGUCGCGCUGUUAAACCUCUUGCUCCGGCAUCCUUGGGCCCUGCCACCGUUCAAGGUCCUUUGCCACGCGGUGUCGCUCGUCGCGAUCCCGGUGCUCCAAACACCGCUGCCGCGCGCGCUGCUCGAACGCGCGUAUUCGUAA
Messenger RNA from Pelagomonas calceolata, 525 nucleotides. Lineage: Eukaryota; Pelagophyceae; Pelagomonadales; Pelagomonadaceae. The record is from the annotation of a GenBank genome assembly.